This is a messenger RNA of Zerene cesonia (dogface butterfly), 5253 nucleotides long. Its product is annotated as FK506-binding protein 5-like. The record is from RefSeq and is a predicted model, not a curated record. The transcript has 5 exons. NCBI's taxonomy places the organism in Eukaryota, Metazoa, Arthropoda, Insecta, Lepidoptera, Pieridae. Bases 414 to 4418 code for a protein of 1334 amino acids.
UGUAUCUUGAUGGGCGUGAUGGAAUCGUAUCAAAGCGUUGGAUUGACGGAAGCAUUGGCGUUAUUGUUGUGACGAUUCCCUCAAGACAAAUUGUAGACAAGGCACCCGAUAAUAUUGGGGUCGCGACGAAAAUAAAUGGCGGUAGCGAAGCGGACUUCAGUAGGCGGCAGCCGGCGCACGCGCCGACCGCGCGCUUAGAUCCAACGGGAUUCGAAUUUGCCGGCUCAUUUACUAUCCCUGCGCUAUAAUUAACCGCUGCUAGUUAAUCUGAAUGUUCCAAUACAAAAAUAAGUGCUAUCUAUCUAGAGAGUGAUGUGAAAUCCUUUUAGUGUGCGCUAUUUUUGACCUCGAAAUAAAUAGUUCCGCACAGGAAGUAAAUGUAAAUAAUUUAACUCGGACGUCAUUUCUUCAAAAUGAAUCCUCCAUCAGCGCUAGCAGGCGCCAUGAAUAGAGACCGUAAGCCCUUUACAUAUACACCAGGAGGGUUGGAUCUAUCGGAGAUUAAGUCUGAACGUAUGGCAAAACGACUCAUGAGAAAUGCCAUGAAUCAAGGUGUACCAGAAACGCCAGUACAUACUGUACAAUCCCCACCGCCAAGCGCCGCGCCAAUGGCUAUACCCAAUUUCAACUGUUUACCGGUUCAAGUUUUCCCAACUUUUAAUUUACCAGCAAAUCCAAAAUCAUUGCUCAGAUCUAGAAGUAAUCCGGAUCCAAACGAAAAACCAUUUAUGAAAACGGAUAAACAACCAUAUAAAGAAUCAACAAAUCAUAGUGUGUUGAACAAAGUUAUAGGAAAUAAUCAAAGAUUUCCAACAAAACACGAUGAAUAUAAUGUAAAUUGUAAUUAUAAUACCCCUGCCAAUUAUGGAAGCGUUGCACAAACAAUGCCUAAUCUAUUAAGCAAUGAUGAAUCGGAUAAAAUACAAAUGGAUGCAUCACAACCUAGCUUCGAAUUUGAUAAACCAAAAAUCUAUGAAAACAUAAGGCCAGUGUAUUUCAAUAUGCCGCCAAUGGUUUCAACUAAUAUACAAACAGACUAUAAUAGUAACAUUUCAUCAACAUUGCCCAUUUAUAUGGAAGAAAAUGAGCAAACUGAAAACAAAAAGGAAGAAGUCUCAGUUGUGAAGAAAGUUUCUAAAACUGAGGAUAGUUCACAAAAACAAAAUGGUGACAUAGAAGCAGCUGUCACUGUAAAAUUGCCUACAAAAAAAUCAGAAGCAAAAACUGAAACUAAAGUUGAAGUUGUAAAAAAGACAUUACCCGAUGGAUCAAUUCAAGAAGUGAAAACAACGACAACAAAGACUACUAUUGAUGGAAAAACUCAAAUCACUACUGAAACUGAAACUACAACAUUUCCAAAAGACUAUGACGAAGAAGGGGAGUAUGAAGUAGAAGAAGAAGAAAUAGCAGAAGAAUCUAAUGAACAAAAAGUUCAUGAAUACACAGAAGAUACUGAAAAAGAUAUAGCUGAACAAAAACAAAGUGAAAAUAAAAUUGCCAAAGAAGUAAAUGGGCAAGAUACUCUUGAUGAUAUUAAAAGCAAUGAAAGCGAAGAAAAGAUUGUUAAGCAAAAUGGACAAUUAAUUACGCAAGAAGAACAACACGAAUCUAGUACAACAAAAAAAGUUAUAAUAUCACAAUCUGAAACUCCAGAGUCCGAAGAAGAAAUAGAAGAAGAAUGUGGUAAUGAUGGACAAGACAAUGAAGAUGUAAGUGUUGAACAAGUGAUUGUUUUGAAGCAAUCUAAAGAGUCUAGUGAAACAGUUCAAGUUGGAGAUAAGGAAGAAGAAAAUAACGAAGAUAAGAAAGUGGUGGAAAAAAUUGAGACUCAAGAAAACGCUAAAAGUCCAGAAAGCGAAAAUGAAACGGUAAAAAAUGUAACAGAAGAAAUAGAAAGUGAAAAAGAAGAAGAAAUUGAAGAAGAGGAGGUAGAAGAAGAAGAAGAGAUCAGUGAAAACUAUGAAGAGGUAGAAAAAACUGAAAAACCAUCUCAAGAAAAACAAACAGAGGAUGUUGAGGAGGAAGAAGUUGAAGAAGAAUACGAAGAAGCUGAAGAUACUGAGGUACCUGAAGGCACUGAGGCACUGAAAGAAACAGAGACGAAAGAAAUAACCAAAGAAGUAACAAAAGAAGAUGAACCAUCUGAAACGGAAAUUGUUGUAGACGAUAAAAAAGAGGACUUGCCACUAGAGAAAGAAGAAAAGAAGGAGUCAGAAUUAGAGGUUAGGAACAUACCGAUAAAGGUAAUAUCCGAAGCAGACAAUGAAGUCAAAGAGACGCAAGAGCAAGACAAAAAAGAAGAAACUCAAUCCUUAUCAUCUUCAAUAAAUAUUCCCUUAAGAGAACCAUCAAUACCAUUAGAAAAGGUUGAAGAAGUUGAAAUAAAGCCCAUUGGGCCCGCUAAAGAAGUAAUUACUAAAACGCAUACAGAAAUUAUUACAAAAACAACCGACAAACCUGUAGGGACACAUAGCACUCAAACAGAAUACAAUAUUGUAGAAAAUAUUGUUACUGUCAAUCGAACGACUAAAACAUUAGACCACGCUUAUGAAGAAAUUCCUGAUAAUGUUCCAACAAUUAGAACAUUUGUACCACCAAGCUUAGAUAGGAAUUUGAUAUCUCCACAAUCUGUGUAUAAACCGUAUCAACCAGUAUUUACAUCUGAACCUCAAACUGAAAGACGGCACAGUUUGUUACUGGAUAGAAUAAGUGUCGACCGACAAAUGCCUUCUGACAUAUAUCAAAAUACAUAUCAAAGUAAUCAGUCGUUUGAAGAAAGACAAUGGUCCCAAGAGCCGCAAUCAGAAGUUUUAACAGUAAGCAACGUCAAACCAAGCACUAUAAGCAAAAACCAACAAUGGUACCAAAGAAAUGAAAACGACAUGUCUUAUCCUGCUUCUGCACCGUUAUCUGAUUCAUAUGCUAAUCAAUGGCAAACUCAAUCGCAAUACAAAUCACAAACACAAUCUCAACAAAAUUAUCAACCAAAACCGCAGACACAGCCUCCAGUACAACAAAUUUAUCAGCCUCAACCGCGAGUACAGCCUUCUCCCCAGCCAGUUUAUCAAUCAGCUCCACAACGUAUUUCACAACCUGUGUAUCAACCUCAACCUCAAUUUCAAACUUCUUCGCAGCCAAUAUAUCAGCAAACCUCUCAGCCAAUUUAUCAAUCAGAAACACAAUCUAAUUCUCAAACAACUUAUCAGACACAAGCUCCUGUUCAAAAAUUGUAUCAACAAGAACCACAGUAUCAACCAUCUUAUUUAGAAAACUCUUCACAAUCAACAUAUAAAUUCAGUUCAAACAAUUAUCAAACUUCACAACCAUCAUACACUCCUAAACCCAUGUGGACAGGAAAGAGCUUUGACUCUCAGUCUGUAUCGAAUUCGGAGUCAAAUCAAUAUUCUUAUCAAAAUAAAGAAUCCACAGAAACAAUACAGAAGUCAACUCAGCUUUCAUCGUCUUACGUACCUCCUCCUUGGGAACAAGAUUCAAAUUAUGUAGCCAAUAAUUCAUCUCAAAAUUAUUAUCAAACCUCCCCACCAAAAGCGACAACUACUGUUAAUAAAGGAUGGACACCAUCGCCAUCAAAACCAAUCUCCAAAUUUUCGAAACACACACCAACGUCCUAUGUUCCACCUGCACCUAACCAAUCCUUCGUAAAGCCUGUUAACACUGCAGAUGCUCCUAAACAACCAGGACGUAAGACGUACUACAGCGAGUAUGAAAGACGUUACAUAUCUGUACCAGAAACUACAUAUAUACCUCACGAAACUAAGUUUCAACCUCAACCUGACCCAUCACCCCAAUACUACUAUGACAAUAAUGAGCCUGUGGAAGAAGUUGAACCUCAGUGGCGUAAAGAACUGAGAGAAUUUAAAGAACAGUCGUCUAAAACGACAGUACAAACGGAACAGACUACUGUACGACCACCAUGGGAAGAAGAUCCGAAAUACGCAGCGCCCAAAGAUUUUACACCGACUCCAACAUGGACACAAACAUUAAAACCCAGGUCAUGGCGCGAAAGAAGUUACGAACCGGAGUAUAUUGGGUCUCAGGAGUGGCCAAAAACAAAUACAUUAGGACGUGGGCGACCUCAAAGUUCUUACAUUAAGGGUAACAUUGAUAGAGUGCCUGACAGAACGAGAGGUGUAUCUGUAGAUAGAUAUAAUCCCAAUAACUAUCAAUCUCCAUUAACGAGGGAGCAUCCACCACCGGCUAGUCACAUUUUGGAUCCAAUUGUUCAAGGAAAAACAUAUCACAAUCCCAAUGUGCCUGGAUAUCACUCCAGAGCUUCAGCAGAACCUGGAGAGCCGCCAGUUACUUACCAACAACCAAGGCAGAGAGAGUCAAGAGCCACGCCUGUCCAAUCACGAUCCUUUAAAUACCUCCAAUGGAUUACUGGCACAGAGGAUUAGCCAUAUUAUUAUAUAAAAUAUUAGUUUUAAUUCGAAAUACCGAUCGUACUUAAAAUACUAAACUGAUAUGGUUAAGUUUGUUAUAAUCUAUCGGAACUGUUUAUAUAAACUCUUUUUUAAUUUAUUAACUCAUAUUCUUUUCAUACGUGUCUUUAUAUCAGAUUUUGGAAAUGUAGUUUAGUAUAGUUUCAGUACAUUAUAAAUUUAAGUUCAUUAUCUGCAUCAUCUAAUCAUAGAUGGAAACGGCUCAAUUCUACGAUUCGAAUUUCACAUAAGCAAAAGUGAUGAAGAUAGUCAUUAAAAAGCGUAUGUUUUUAUAAAAUUAUAAUAAUAAUUACACAAAAAUAGCUAUUGCAAAUAUUAGGCACAUACACAUAGACAUUUUACUGUGUCUAACGUCAGUGUGUGCUUAAUUAAAUUAAUAAACGAAUAAUGCAUCUAGUUCAUAAUAUAAAAAUAUAAUAAUAUAACAACAUAGUUACCAAAUAUCAGUAGUCUUUGUAAUAUUGUGAUAAUUUGUUAUUUAUCAGCUAACCUAGUCAUAUUUAUUUCUUAUACUAUUUCAUAAAAACUUUCAUUAUUUUAGAUAACAAUUUGGUUAAUAUGAAACAUUACGUGCUUUACUUAAAUAAAGCACGUUUUAUGUUGAUUGAAACAUCAUAAACAAAACAUAUAACAUAAAUUUAUAAAUCAUAAAUUUAAUAAAACACUAAAAGUCCAUUGUUAAACUUAUUUUAAAUGUAUUUUUUUGCCUCAGUUUAUUUUAUAACUUGGUUAUGAUUUGAAUUUAACAUAGUGUAUGACAUCUUUUUUAAUAAAUGCAUAAAUCAUGUAA